Messenger RNA from Trichoderma asperellum CBS 433.97, 2973 nucleotides. RefSeq lists its product as uncharacterized. Gene Ontology annotation, molecular function: phosphatidylinositol-3,5-bisphosphate 5-phosphatase activity. NCBI's taxonomy places the organism in Eukaryota, Fungi, Ascomycota, Sordariomycetes, Hypocreales, Hypocreaceae. The record is from RefSeq and is a predicted model, not a curated record. Gene Ontology annotation, biological process: phosphatidylinositol dephosphorylation. Gene Ontology annotation, cellular component: intracellular membrane-bounded organelle.
AUGGAUCAGGAUACCACAGACCAUAGCGGCAAAUCACCCAAGCCAGUAACGCCAGAGAGCGAUGCUCCGGCGUUUCUCCUGCUGCAGAACAUUGAGGCCCCCGCUAUUGCUACCCCAAAAGCUGCCAACGGAUGGGGGGGUCGAGAUCCAGAGGAGGACAAUGAUGAGCCAGCUGUAGCAAAGCCCUUUGCCCGCAUGUCAAGCCCAGAUUCGGCGGCUCGCGCGCAGGGUGCCUCCAACCCUGCGGAUGAAGAUGAGGAUGUCGAUGUUGAGAGCAGCCGGGACGAUGGGCGGUCGUUCUAUAAGAUGCACAAGUUCAGUCUCUACGAAACAGUCAGCCGCUACUACAUGGUUGGAGUGGAUGUGAGCGAGAAGCGCUACAGGAUCUUGAAGAUUGAUAGAACCACAGAGGGGGCCGAGCUGAAUGUCACCGACGACAAAAUCAUCUACAGCCUCAGGGAAGUGAAUCAGCUGCUCGACACCAUCGAUGACGGAAAUCGUGGGACUGGAGGCAUCAAGCUCCGCUGCACCACCUGGGGCUUGCUGGGCUUUAUCAAGUUUACCGGUCCCUACUACAUGCUUCUCAUCACCAAGAAGAGCACUGUUGCCAUGAUCGGUGGCCACUAUAUCCACCAGGUUGAGGGAACUGAGCUGGUACCUUUGACGCCCGGACGGUCCAAGGUCGACGCUCGCAACAAGCCGGAAGAACAGCGCUACCUGACAAUAUUGAACACGCUUGACCUGACCAAGUCAUUCUACUACAGCUACUCAUACGACAUUACUCGAACCCUCCAGCAUAACAUUACCAGGGAGAGAAAAUCACUCGCAAACGGCACCAUACCUUGGCCAAACGAGGAUCUCAAUUCAAUGUUUGUCUGGAACAGCUACUUAUUACAGCCAGCAGUCGACGCCCUUCAAGACCCUUAUGACUGGUGCCGUCCUAUCAUACAUGGAUACAUAGAUCAAGCAGCGCUUUCAAUAUAUGGUCGAACUGCACAUAUAACCGUGAUUGCCAGGCGGUCACGAUAUUUUGCUGGCGCCCGCUUUCUAAAACGGGGCGCAAAUGAUUUGGGAUACGUUGCCAAUGACGUUGAAACGGAGCAAAUCGUUGCUGAAUCCUUGACAACGUCUUUCCAUGCUCCAGGUCCGAGACCCUACUGCAGCCCUCAGUAUACUUCUUACGUCCAGCACCGAGGAAGCAUUCCCCUCUAUUGGACCCAAGACAACACCGGCGUAACUCCAAAGCCACCCAUUGAGCUCAAUCUGGUAGACCCAUUCUAUAGCGCCGCCGCGCUUCAUUUUGAUAAUCUGUUCGAGCGGUAUGGCGCGCCUAUAUAUGUGCUCAACCUUGUCAAGUCCAAAGAACGGCAACCUAGAGAGUCAAAGCUGCUAGCAGAGUACACGCAUGCCAUAGACUACCUCAACCAAUUUCUGCCAGACGACAAAAAGAUCAUUCACAAGGCGUGGGACAUGAGCCGUGCCUCGAAAAUCCGAGGUGGGGAUGUGAUUGGGAAUCUAGAGACAAUCGCCGAAUCGGUCCUGAAGACAACAGGCUUCUUCCAAAAUGGCGAUGGGCUCACAAGCCGUAUGACGGCUCAAAACGGCAUUGCCCGAACAAAUUGCAUCGACUGCUUAGAUCGUACCAAUGCCGCGCAGUUCGUCAUCGGCAAACGUGCGUUGGGCCAUCAACUUCACGCUCUAGGUAUACUUGAAAACACAUCUGUCGAGUACGAUACCGAUGCCGUGAAUCUCUUCACUCAUAUGUGGCAUGAUCAUGGAGACACAAUUGCGGUGCAAUACGGCGGUUCUCAGCUUGUCAAUACCAUGGAGACAUAUCGAAAAAUCAAUCAAUGGACCAGUCACUCUCGGGAUAUGAUAGAAAGCUUCAAACGGUACUACAAUAACUCUUUUCUUGACAGCCAGAGACAGGAGGCAUAUAAUCUCUUCCUAGGCAACUACAUUUUCGCACAAGGCCAACCCAUGCUCUGGGAUCUCCCAACAGACUACUACCUUCACCACGCCAGUCCUAGAGAAUGGACCGACAAGGGAAGGCCUAAUUACAUCAACUGGUUUACACCAGCAUAUCUCGAAGAACGGAAGAUACCGCCUUUUGUAGCACCAACGGCCCUUGGCCGCUGCAAGAACGCAGAAUCUUUCGACGAUUAUUGGCUGGAAUAUUAUCGGCCUGCCACCCUAUCUUCUUUCCCCAAGAUGUUUGCGUACAAGAUGAAUUCUACCAUUAAAUAUAUACCUUUGAAGGCAACCCAGGAUGGUAGAUACGAUUUGAGCCCUUUCCGAGUCCGAACCGAUGGUGAUGUCGAUCCGGACAAGAGGAAAAUGAAAAAAGAACCGACAUCGCCAACCACAUCUCUGGCCUCGACGCAAAUCUACCGACAGCUAGACACGGGAGAUCGAGCUUCGGUUACUUUCUCCGACACAAUAACUGGAAGGGAUGGAUCUCGAAAUCUCUGGCUGCGGCCAUCGCAGGGCGGCGAACGCUGGGGCAUCUACGAUGGUCACGACGCCAUGAUUUCACCCAAAGCUUCCAUGUCGGCAGAUACUUUGAAUCUGAAAGAGAAAUCAUCGGACCUUGAAAAAUCUAAAACAACACAGUGGACAUUUACCAAGGCGGUGCAUGACGCACUAAACCCGGUCGUAAAGGAUCAGGAGGCAGAUGAUUAUGAACGAUACAUUCGUCAUCCUCAAAAUCUUCCACUUGUUGUAUCUAGCGACACUCCUAUAGACAUCGACUCGUCGGAGUAUCAGGAGUAUGUUGACGGAACUUGGCUGAAUCAAGGCCUAAUGGUGUCAGGGGUCGACGAAGAUGCAGAUGUAGAUGUAUACUCAGAGUUGGUCAAGGUAGUAGAGAAUCCUUUGACCGUCACCGAAGAGGAUGCGCCUAAGAAGAGGUAUAAAGCCUACGGGAAGUGGCUCCGAGGUAAAUCUUUCUUCAAGCAGCAGCCUCUCGACUGA